AUGGACGAAGCGAAGGAAGAAGCUGGUGGAGACAGUAAAGGAGGAGGCACAAGAACUGACAAUAGGAGAAACAACCGUGGGAUCAAUACGGGUAAGAGAGCGAGAGGAUGUGUUGUGGACAACUGCCGAGAGGAUCAUCCACCGUGGGUUUGCGAAGCAUUUAAAAGGUUACCAGUGACUAAACGGAAAGAAUUGAUAGCAAAAAGCGGACGUUGUUUUCGUUGUCUGGCGUCAGGUCAUCACAGUAGAAGAUGUUCUAGAACUGUGCCCUGCGGUAUUGAUGGUUGCAAGAGUGUCACUCAUAGUAG
This is a messenger RNA of Paramuricea clavata, 308 nucleotides long. The record is from the annotation of a GenBank genome assembly. Lineage: Eukaryota; Metazoa; Cnidaria; Anthozoa; Malacalcyonacea; Plexauridae.